Molecule: messenger RNA, 2827 nt
Organism: Parathielavia appendiculata
Lineage: Eukaryota; Fungi; Ascomycota; Sordariomycetes; Sordariales; Chaetomiaceae
Exons: 7
Coding region: 95-2446 (783 amino acids)
Biological process (GO): regulation of DNA-templated transcription
Molecular function (GO): zinc ion binding; DNA-binding transcription factor activity, RNA polymerase II-specific
Source: RefSeq, a predicted model, not a curated record
CCCUUGCAUACCGGGUACCUCUCCACCAAGUGGAAUCUGGUUCGAAGGUUCCCUCGGACUAGCCCAACAUAAUCCCCCCCGGUCCGUCUCCAUGAUGAAUCCCAACCUCAGAAAGCGGCGGGCUUACGGCCACGACGAGGUCCCUGCUACUCCAGUGGUGCAUGGCUGGACUCAGCCGCCAAUUGACCUCGACACGCUGUCCUUGCCUGUCGAGCAUCGCUAUAUACUAGACCAGGGUGCUCUGUCUUAUGUCCUCACGCCGUCCGACACUUUCGAUCAGCGGCCUCAGUAUGCCCUGGGGCGGACCGCCUUCUUUCUGAGCCCGCCCGUAAAUGCUCAACUGGCCUUCAGCAACCCGCAGUACCCCUAUCCAAACAAUCAAGAGCAGCCAAACCUGGUUGCACAGCAUCACUCGCACAAGAGACCCCGAUUGAACCAGAGCAUCCCGAUGCCGGUAUCGUACUCGGACGACCUCCCUGUGCCACAUGGCCAGGAGAAGACGCCUCUGGGCAUCCAGCCGGAUGGCGGUACGAACGCUGGCCGCAAGUCUUACGGGCUGCUUCCCGGAAGGAGCCUCUCAUCGGGCUGGACGGGCGCCCGGCUGGCCGAUUGUUUUGCGAGCAUUUCCAUGUGCUCGCCGUUUGAGUCACAGCAAUCGUGCGAGUCACUCGCUUCACCCCCGUCGUAUGACUACCAGGACCACCGGCCACCGGCGUUGGAGACCACUGUCGUCUCAGCUCAGCCUCAGACCUCUCUACUUCCUACACCCGUGAGCCCGGAUUCGACUGCGCUCUUCCUGUGUGACGAUCCUGCGAUGAUGGCCCAGUAUCUUGCAAGCUAUCCUCCAUUGCAGCCCGAGCGGGUCAUGGAUGUUCAGCCUGCCAUCAGGAGGGAAGAAAUGAUCUACCCGGGCGUCUCGGCAACUGUCAAGUUCGAGUGCGACCAGCCUUAUUUGGUUGACACCUCGGUGCAGGCGAGUUCUUUACCAGGCGCUUACGGUGCGACAGGCGCCUCUUCGCCCUAUGACGGGCGCGGUAUCGCCAUGAGCUUGUCCUCACACUUCAAUCCGGUGCAAGGUUUUGACGGCAGGUCAACAUCGGAGCAUGCGCCUGCCCAUGACGAGCCUACGUCUGUGGAUUGGUUCCCUGCCCCCAAAGCAACUCCUGUCAAGCGCGGCCCCUUCAAGGAUCAAGAUUCGCGAGAGAAAACGGCCCUUACCAGGAAGAUGGGCAGCUGCAUUCGAUGUCGAAUGCAGCGGAUUCGCUGCAACCUUGACCCAGAGAAUGAGAGAGGCCCGUGCUUGUCAUGCAAGAAGAUUGCGAGCAGUGCAAAGGUGUAUCGGCUGAACUGCCUGCGUCUGAAGAUCACCGAUGUGAAGCUUUUUAAGCCUGGCCAGGUCAAGGGGCAGGAAUGGACCAACCGAUGGAAAGACAGCGUGAUGGACGACAUCGGCACCUGGGAGUCGUCUCAAGUACGAACAAUUGAGGUCACGGAGGGUUACACGGGCCGAUCGGUCAAGCUGAAAGUCCGGCAGUUCAGACCGCAAGAAGGGGACAAGGUGAAGCGAUCAUGGGUGUCAAAGAACGGCAACCGAUACGAGGUAGAAGUCCCGGCCUUUGCCAUUGUAAACCUGGACGACGCCAAGGCCGAGUUUGAUCAGUACAUCAAGAUUGGCCAGGCCAACUGCUUUCAGCGCUUGAUGGGUUCACGAGACGAACUGCUCUGGCAGACGUAUGAGUUGGCCAUGAAGGCGGCAGGGGACCUCUCAAAACCACUUUCGGAGAGGAGCCUGCUGGUGGCGACUCUCGAUCUCUGGAUGUCUGUCCGGCUGACGACCAAGUCGUUUGAGAUUGUCGGCGAUGAUACAUUGGGCAUGCCCAGGGACAUCAUCAAGGACCAGGACAGCGCGCUGUACCGCAAAGUUCCCCUCCCGCCGGUGAUGGGGGCGCAGAUUGAUUCGCUGCUCAUCCACCAGAUCCAGCCCCGACUUCGUCGGAAAGCGCUCGAGGAGCUGCAAAAGAUGACGCAAGAGAAGAAGCAGAAAACGUGGCUCACGACGUAUCUGGUGACGUUCAUCCUGUUGCACAACAUUGCCCUAAUUACCAAGCACGAUGCAGACUAUGCCAGAAAGCACGGCAUGCCGACGCGGUUCGCGAGAGAGGCCAAUGUCAAGGAGUACAACGCGGGUGCGAAUACGCUGCUUGCCUACUUUCACUACUGCAACAAGGCUAUCUACCCAUUCUCUUCUGAAUGCAAGGACCAAGAUCUUCAGACAUUAGCGGAGCUCAACGAUGAGGAAUUCUCGUUCGUGCAUAGGACCAGACGCUGGGUCGCUAAGCGCAAAAACGAAUGGGAAACCCUCUGGGCUCACGAUGAAUACGAGAACGAGUUCUACUACCUGAGCCAGCUCUUUGAGCACAACUGGCAGCCCCGGACCAUGGCCUAGGGAGACUUAUUGGGCGUCACUUGGCGGCUCAUGCCAGCUAACUACACAGUAACUUUAGCUUGGCCAAUUCCCAUGGAAGAAGAGGGGGAGUGUGGAUUGCGCGGUAUGCAUGUGCAACCAAGGAGGAGCCCGGGAUGGUGUUCUUUGGAGUUCACCAUCUCUCGAGAGGGGCCUAGACUCUGAUUUACAGUAUGGUUGGAGUACGAUAUUUCUAGAACUGGUUUUGGAUGGCAGCUAACAGGUCGCCGACGAGGGGAGGAAGCGCUUGUGUUUCCCUAUUGACAUCAGGAUAUACUGGUGCAGGUACGUCAAGGCUUAACAUGAUGUCCCGAGCAUGUACAGUAUAACUCACCUGGGGAGAAUGCUCAACAAACUUUCCAG